AUGUUCGACUACCGCGGCUGCCGGCAGCGGGACGCCGCCGCCACGCGCGCGCUCGCUUCGACACCCGCCUCGUCGCUUCCAAGAAACCACCGCAACGGCUCCGCCAUGGAGGACCUCCUGCUGCGCCAUGCCAGCAACGGCCGCCUCUCGAGGCCGGCGCCACCCCGCCGCCUCCACGUCGCUGCCGUCGCGCUAAGGUCCGGGCCCAGCAGCAGCCUCGCCAUACCGGGCUUCCCGCCCGCGACGGCACCGGCACCUGCCCCGGAGCACGUGCUACCGUCGCCGCCCGUCGCCGCGGACGCCGCGGCCGUCCUGCUGGAGGUGGGCGUGCCGCGAGGAGGACCUCCGCCGCGCGGCGGGGAUGUGCCCGGAGCCGAUGUCCGUGCCGGUCGAGACCAUCGCCGCCGCGCUGCGGUUCCCGACGGACGAGGCCGGGGUGCCCGCCGACGACCUCCCCGCGCGUCGCUGCGGCGGCGCCCGCGCCUGCUCGUGUCCCCGGUCGCCGCGCGGCUCCGGCCCACGCUCUACUUCCUCCGCGCGCUCGGCGUGCCGGACAUCCACCGCCUGCAUGCUCGUCGCCGAGCUCUUCCGCCGCAUUUCCUCGAACACCUAGCGCGCGUGCGUGAGGGGAGGCCGGCGGCGACCGCGGCGCGGCAGGCGACGCGCGCGCGGGCUCCUCCCGGCGAGGCGCGCGGCGGCCGGGGAGGCGAGGGAGGGAGGGGAGGGUGUGCUCACCUCGGUGAGGGCGACGGCGGCGGGGAGAGGAAAAAAGAAAACACCAACACCUUCUUCUGUCCUCCCACAGUCCCACUACAACAUUCCGGUCCCCUUCCCUGCUCCCAUUAUCUGCUUCUCCCAUCGAUCCGCCGCCGGUGGCAAACCUCACAAAUAACGACACUGGAUACGGCGGCGGCGACGAGCUGCGAGGGCUCUCUGUGCCGCACAGCCGGGGACGGCCGACGAAUGCGGGGGUCGAUGGUAGGACGGCGGCGAUCUCCAGGCGAGCUGCAGCAGCUCCAAAUGGCGGACGAGGCGGCGGCGAGCUCGAUGCAAGCGGCGGCGGCGCUGGCCUCCCUCCAUCUCCCGCAACCAGCAACUGACCGCCAAGAUCGGAGAUAUUUCGGGAGAGGGGCACACAUAAAGCGCAAGGCCAAGCGGAAGCGGGGCUUUGUUGCGGGCGGAGCAGGCAGAGCGGACUCUGUCGGGCUGCCUCCCAGGCAUCUUGGUCAUCGCCAGUCAAUCCGCAGGAAAGGAGUUGGAUCCAUGAAUGAAGCGUUACAGGGUGAAGUGGGCAUCAGGAGCCGUUUCAGUGCAUUACGCAUUCGGCAGAUUAUGCGGGGUCUUACACCCCGGCAGCAGGGAUAUGUUGCAAAGUAUGGAUUUGCGCAUUUCAACCGCAUUGGGAAGUUCACUGUCCACGAGCCACUGGCUGAGUGGAUAAUGGGGAAAAUAAACCCUCCAUUCUCUGAGUUCAGAAUUAACGCCGACAAGACAAUAGUUUUCACCAAGUCCCUUGUUCAGAAAAUUUUGGGUGUACCGUCAGGGGGAAGACCCAUUGUGCUGCACGGAGAGAAGACGGACAAAAUCGAGGAACUACGAGCUCUGUACUUAAAUAACGGACUAAGGGCAUCCAUCCCCCAUGCUGUUAGUUUGCUUAAGAACAACGAGGACGAAGAGUCCUUCAUGAGGACAUUUUUUCUUAUUGCACUUGCAGCAGUGCUCACCCCCACCACUGGAAAUACAAUAGAUCUUGACUACCUGUGGCCCCUUGAAGAUAUGUCAAAGGUUCAGGACCUCGAUUGGGCUGUCCAUAUCACGGAGCAUCUGAUGGACGACGUCCAGAAAUUUCAGUUCAAGUCCAGGGAGGAAAAAAAGACCAACUUCUGGGUUGGCGGGUGCUUGCCUUUGCUGAUGAUUGCUUACAUGGACCACCUGGAUCUUCCUAGAGGGCGAAUUGUAGACCGUGAAAUUAACUACUCAGUGCCUAGGAUCUGCCAUGUUUCUAAGCAUGAUUUCCAAUUUAUCGCAAUUGCUGACCUGCAUCGCCAACAUUACAAGUUUGCCACAUUUGGAAUACUUCCUUUCCGUAAAAGAACACCGUACACUGAUAAUCCAAAAACCGAGACAGAAGUAGCAGAAGAUGAUCUUCAUAUUUUCUCAAAGGAUCAAGUCUUACCAGGGCAAUGUGAUCUUAAAGUAGAUGAGGAAAAAAUAAAUGAACUUACACAGGAAAUCCAACCUGAAAUCCUUCGGUUUACAGAAGCAAGCAUCCAUCAUUCCCCUUUUGGAAGAACUGAUGUUUGCUCAAAUCAAGGAACUAAAAAAUCCUCUAGCUGUGGAAGGGGCAGUUCUAGCCAGAAUACUACAAAGGCGGCUCUGACACCCUCUUCAUCUGAGAAAUCAGAAGAAGACAAUGCUCGAGAAUACAAAUCUUUUGAGUCGGAUGAUCAUCCAACACCUCCAGAAGCUGAUUAUGGGGUAAUAUUUAGGAGCUGUCUAUCUGGAGCACAGAUGGAGAAAGUAAACCCUCUUAUCCAGAAGAUUCAACCAGAAGCUAUUGUAUUCGUAGCUACCAUGAGGAACUGCGAUGUUCAACUACCUAGUCCUCUUCUGAUCAUUUCGAAGGAACGCGCCUUAGCCACAGCUGCACACUUUCCGGAUGAAAAUGGGACUGUCACACUUCAGGUGCUGGGCAAGAGUGAGAAGUGGCGGCCGAGAUUCUUCAUAGAAAAAGGCACGUGCAUGCUUGCAGGCAACUGGUUGGACUUCGUGUGUGACAACCAAGUGCAGGUGGGCGACAUCUGCAUCUUCGUACCGGCAAAGGGCGGGGAAAGUUCCGCAUUCAUGGUCCAUAUAAUUCGUGCUGAAGUUACUCAUCCUAGGGCUGUUAAAAGGGUUCGCUCAAGCCAUGAUUCUUCGGUUGAUGGGGAGGAAUGACAAACCCAGAUGUCGACUCGGAAUGGCAAGAGACUGAUGGCUGUUAAAGGUUAUAGCGACUUUGUAGAGAGCAACGCAGGGACAUGUGUCUGUUUGAAUUGAUGGGGAGGAAUCAGGAGCAAACCUACCACAGUCCAAUGUUGUUUUCGUAGACCAGUUCUAGUUUGUGAAACAGAAUGAUGAGAAUUAGGCAAGUAGCGUGUAGAAGCUAUUCCUGUUGGUGCCCUGUGCGUCUUUGGCAUGUUUUCUACUCUCUAAUCAAGGUAUGCAUAAGGCUGACAUAUUUUGGGCUUCUAGCUCAGCUUCUAGACUUGUUAAAUUCAAGUUUUUUUUCCAGUA
Molecule: messenger RNA, 3276 nt
Organism: Lolium perenne
Lineage: Eukaryota; Viridiplantae; Streptophyta; Magnoliopsida; Poales; Poaceae
Source: RefSeq, a predicted model, not a curated record